GUAAAAACCAUGCGAAAUAUCAGAAAUCUCAAGGAUCCCACCACCACCACCACCACCACCACCUGGGGCAUCCUGCUGUUAAUGCUGCUGUGGCUGGUGGCGCCCGGACAUACGGAAUUGCCCAAAGUCAUUUGUCGCGAUCAUGACACCACCAUCACCUGUGACUGCAACAACGAGGAGCAGGCCAUGGUCCUGCCCCAGCUGCAUGGUGCCGUCUUUCAGGUGGAGGUGCGCAACUGUCGCGAUCUUGUGGUGGAGGCCUAUGCUCUCAGCAAUACCGAGGGUCUGCGCAAGAUCUCGUUCCGGCAGCUGGGCCAAUUGGUGCUGCGGGAGUACGCAUUGACUGUGCCGCGCUACGCCAGCAACAAGGCUCUGAUUGUCGAAUUCGAGGCGGUCAAUCUGCGGUUGAUCGAGUCGCAUGCCAUCAACGGGAACAUCGAGGAGAUCUCAUUUGUGGGCGGACGCAUCGAACAGAUGCAACCGUUUGGUUUUACCACCACCAAAAACAGUGCCAUAUUGCUGAAGCUUGAUGGUGUCACCAUUCAGCGGAUUGAGGGGCAGGCCUUUAAGAAGUUUGCCGUGGAGCAGCUAACAAUCGCCAAUUGCCAGUUCCUGGGUGAUCUGCCCACACGCUCCUUCUACGAGCUGGAAGUGCUCCAUGAGCUGAGCAUGCGCAACAAUCGCUUCCAGGUGGUGCAUUCGCAUGCCUUCUCCUUUAAGCUUGUCUCCAAGCUGAGCCUCAGCGACAAUCAUUUUGUGGCUGUGGACGGCGAGUGGCUGGAGGCGCAGAUACGGGACGCUGUCACGCUGCGGGUGAAUGAUUUUGGGGCCACCAGUGAGAUAGCCUUCCGCAGCCUGACCGUCCAUCGGAGCUAUCAGCUCAGUGAGCGGCUGGAGUUGCGCUUCCACAACAAUACCCUGCGCAGUGCCCGCCCUGGAUCCGGGUUGGAUUCCUCAACGGCCGGACAGCAGGAUGUCGCAGCAGCAGCUGCCCAGCCACUGCGCUUUGACGAGCGCUUUGCACUGAGUCUGCGUGAGGUGCGCUACGUGAAUGCCUGGAGCUGUUACCAGCUGGACACAAGCGUGGAGCCGCCACUGCCGCGCUCCGACUUCUUUCGCCUGCACAGCGAGCAGCUGCUGUUCCCGCGUCCCAACGCAAAUGGAGCGAAGGCGCAGCAGCAGCAACAGCAGCAGUUUGUGCCGCUCCGUCAGCUGAUAGCCGAGCAGUGCCAAACGACCAGCUAUGUGGCGUACAUUGUGACGGGCAGUGUGCUGCUGGGGCUGCUGUUGCUGCUCCUUUUGCUGCUGUUGUGGUGGCGUCUGGCCCAGAGGCGUAAGCGACGCAAACUGGACGUGGUGCAGCCGGAGCCGCGCACCUACAAAGAGACACAGAUCGUAUACCAAAUCGAGAAUGCUGGCCUGCUGAAGACUGAUUUGUAGACACACACACACACACCACAAAGACACACACACACAGACAUCAAAGGACAUGUAGAGACAGGACGCACAAACAAACAAACACAGAGCUGAAGAGAAGCUAGAGAAGCGGGUAGCGAGCGCACACUGAACCACCAAUCCACCAAUGAGUGACCUUUUGUUGUACCAAAACCAUAGCCUAAAACUUAGCUCUAAAUAUCUACCACAUAAUUAUUAAACCUACAUAUACUAUUACCUAUAUACUAUGUACGUAUUAUGUCCGUGUAUAUCCAGCAACAUAAUAUUUGUCAAUUGUAAGUCGCCCUGUAAAUAGUUAUUAUAGCAAGGGGGAUGCGAUUCCACAUCCAACCAUACAUAUGCGAAGUCUAUUGAAUAAAUCGAGCAUCAAACGCU
This is a messenger RNA of Drosophila obscura, 1830 nucleotides long. RefSeq lists its product as uncharacterized. The record is from RefSeq and is a predicted model, not a curated record. Lineage: Eukaryota; Metazoa; Arthropoda; Insecta; Diptera; Drosophilidae.